Paramormyrops kingsleyae is the source of this 1582-nucleotide messenger RNA. Lineage: Eukaryota; Metazoa; Chordata; Actinopteri; Osteoglossiformes; Mormyridae. The record is from RefSeq and is a predicted model, not a curated record.
UCGUCGCUGAUUAUUUGUUCAUAUUUUUCUGGAGGUCAAUGCAGACCCCUCAUACCGAUAUUUUAUAUAAAGAAAAAGUGAAUUCACUAAGUGGAAAUUUGUCUAACCAAUACGUAAAAGCAACCCUGAAACCGCUGACGUAUUUUUAUUUGAACGUCUGUAAAUAUACGCGAUAGAAUUAAAAAGUAAUAAGCCGCAUUGCACAAUACUUUAAGUAACAAAAGAUACUCAUGAUUUUUAUAUUUGCUGUAAUUGAUAUUUUAAAAGCUGUUGGAAACACCGGCGGAACUGUCAGGACAGAGUAAUAUGACCUACAUAUAUUCAUAUAAUGACGGCCCGGACUGGAAAAUACCAUUCCAAAGGAAACCCUUUAUACUAUUAAUAAAUAUAAAGACCUAUUCCUGGCGGCACCAAACGCACCAAACUACUCAAAGAAAUCUGGUAUUUUUAGUAAACUAUUUCUGUUGGUGAGUUGCAGGAAAUCUAUUCAUACAUUUUCUAUGACAUAUACCCAAUACAGGAUGAACAAUGAGCCAAAAGCCACAGGGUCAAGCAGAUACUCUCAGGGGACAUAAUUCUGUAUCUCCCACUCUGAAUUACUCUGUCAUUACGGAGGAAGCAGGAUCCGCCUCUGUCUUCUCUGUCCUAGCAAGCAGUAAGACAGCAUCCCGCAAGAGUUUUCUUAUUUACCCAAGGAACCCCCACACUGUCGUGAUGCUCUGUGAGGGCUACUCAGACACCCAAAGAAGGCAGCACUCCGGCUUCCACUGCCCCCGUCUUUCCGAUUUCCCGGAUCUGUCCUACUGCUGUUGGCAAGGAGACGACCUCAAACAUUGCUGCAACCAAUCGCAAUACCAAAGCAUUAUGAACUCCAGCAUGUUGGAGAACAACUCCAUGGGCUUUGGUCACAGUAGCCGACCAGUCUGUCUGCUGGUGGUCCUUCUCUACGGGGCCCUUGUGAUGGUCCUGAUGGUGGUGGACCUUCUGUGGUUCUGUCACACCCGAGGGCUCACUGUGGAAGCCAGCGCACUUACAAAGUACCACACCUGCCCCCGCUGGUUGGCUGGCCUCCUGGUCCCUAAAGGUAACCAGGCGCAUCUCUGUCAUAGCAACAGGAACUUAACUCUACCUCAGCAGAAGGUCCCUCAGGAGUCUCCACAUCUCCACGGCAACUGGACCAACACAACUUCUUGCAGUCACCUCAGUAUUCAAAAGACUGAGCUUUCGAUUUUACUCAGGGACAAGUUAUAAGACAGCUUAUUGUCUCUCCAGCUACCUUUGCCAGGGACCACACUGGUAUACUGGAGAACUCCCAGUUCUCUAGUCAAGGUAUAGCUGUCAGCAGCAUUUAUAAAGUCCUCACACCUUAUGUCCUGUGUCAUAGACAGUAAAUUGUUUUUAUGGGUGCAUGUUUUUCAGCAUACCAUUAUUUCCGAAGAUAAGCUGCAAUUACUACAUUUCCUUGAUUGGAAUUAAUAACUUCUAUCUUCUUUUUCGUAAAGCUUAAAUCCAAACUUUGUGUUUAUAAAUGUAUCAUUUUUAGUGGAAAAACUGAUUACUACAACAUGCAUUGUAACAUCAA